GACGCUCGCGUUGCGCGGCCCAGCCCACUUUUGACUUGUGUACUGCUCUUCGGUGAGGACGAUCCGAGAGGUCUUCGAACCAUGUAUCCGCGGUGAUUAUAUCUCCUUCCGAGAGAGGCGCAUUCCCCCGUCAGCGGAAGCGCGAGUUCCUGACCGUGUCGUGGAUUUCGCGCGCGCGUCUCUUGUCGCUUCGAGCUCGGACGAGCCGGAAUUUUUGCGCGAUUCGACGAAUUUUUCGUUACAAUCGCAAAGACAUAACCUUUACGUUGUAACGACGAUAGGCGAUAUUUGCUUUUUUCGUUUGCGGUUUUACUCUCGUAUCGACUCAACUGGAGAUCCUAUUGUUUUUUCCCGAUUUUUUCACUUCACAAGAGAGGCAGCUUCAAACAAUACAUGAUGGUGUGAAGAUAUCUACUAAGCGAUCGAUAAUAUUUGUGGACUAUAAUUGAGAAAACCAAGUUAAAAACAUGAAUAAUCAAGCGUUUAGCUUGGCGGAAAGGCUUAUACCUUCGACCUACGUACAACAAGGUCUAAACGCUAAAAAGUCUCGUGAGAAUCUUAUACGGCACUUUAUCGAACACCGAAAAUGGCCGGAAGAAGGUUGGGAUGACGCGACGAUAGAAGCGUUUCUGUCGGAUCUGUCGCAAAUGGACAGCAAUAACUUCCCAUCAAAUUGUAGUGUCGGUGAACGCGAGGCGAGAAUCGUGUCGAACAUAGUCGCGAGACGACACUUUCGCAUGGGACAUGGCAUAGGUAGAUCCGGCGAUCUAGAAGAAGUACAACCAAAAGCUGCUGGUAGCAGUUUGAUGUAUAAAUUAACAAAUUCUCUAGUACUGGAAGUUAUACGAUACAUGGGAGUGAAAAGCAUAGCAGGCUGCUUUUUAUCUCCAAUGGCCACGGGAAUGAGCCUAGUUCUAUGCAUGCUUACACUCAAGCAGGACAGACCACGAGCAAAAUAUGUUUUAUGGCCUAGAAUCGACCAAAAGUCUAGUUUCAAAUCCAUAAUCACGGCUGGACUGGAACCUAUCGUUAUCGAGAUGCAGAUAAUAGGGGACGAAUUGAAAACCGAUCUGCAAAGACUCGAAGCUCAAAUGGCGGCUUUAGGGGAGAGUGUCGCAUGCGUGCUCACAACGACCAGUUGCUUCGCACCGAGAGCGUGCGACUCUGUGGACGCUAUCGCGGCUCUCUGCACCCAAUAUAAUAUACCACAUUUGGUGAAUAAUGCAUAUGGCUUGCAGAGCACAAGAUGUAUGCAUCUCAUACAAGAGGCGUCGAGAAAGGGUCGCGUCGACGCCUUCGUUCAGAGCACAGACAAGAAUUUCUUGGUUCCCGUGGGCGGCGCCAUUAUCGGCUCCUUCGACAAGAAUCUGUUGGAUCGCAUAUCGAAAAUGUAUCCGGGACGCGCGAGCGCGAGCUCCGUCAUGGACGUGAUGAUAACUCUGUUAAGUCUCGGAAUGGCAGGAUACAAACAAUUGAUUGCUCAACGUAAGGAGAUGUAUUCUUAUCUCAAGGACGAAUUGGGAAAACUAGCAACGAGACACGGCGAGAGGCUGUUGGACACCAAGGGCAAUCCGAUAUCCAUGGCUAUGACUCUUCAAUGUCUCAGUCACCAGCACGACAACAAGCAAGUCACUAUGCUAGGAUCGAUGCUGUUUCUGCGUAACGUUAGCGGUACUAGGGUAAUAACGACUACGGAUUCCAAGCACAUUGUUUCACAUAAAUUUGAAGGUUGGGGCGCGCAUAAUAGCAAUUAUAGAGUUCCGUAUCUGACCGCUGCGGCGGCACUUGGCAUGAAGAGAUCCGACGUGGAUGCGUUCAUACAAAGGUUGGAUAAGGCUUUAACAAAAGUGAGGAGGCGCUCGGCGCCGGUGACGCCCACUGCUUCGCUCGCCGGUUCCAGUAUCAACGGAGAUACGGGUGGCACUGGCGGGCCAGCGAAAUGGCGAAGAACAAAAAUCAAGAGAAAUCUACCAACAAUAAGACAAAAUCCAAAAGCGGGUCUGGACAUUUAUCCAAAGAGGAGAAAGUCUACGCUACACUUACUAAUUAUAUUAUAUUCGCUAUAUGUACUGCCGGCGCUACUUGGUUUGGAUACAAAGGGUAUCUCGAGACGAGAGUACAUACUCCGUACAGUUCAGAAAAGCUAGUUGCCAUAUCAGGCUUGAACGCUCAGGAUAGAUAUUGGGGCACUUACAGACCUGGUGUAUAUUUUGGUAUGAAAACGAGAG
This is a messenger RNA of Pseudomyrmex gracilis, 2228 nucleotides long. RefSeq names its product O-phosphoseryl-tRNA(Sec) selenium transferase (gene SecS). Gene Ontology annotation, biological process: selenocysteine incorporation; conversion of seryl-tRNAsec to selenocys-tRNAsec. NCBI's taxonomy places the organism in Eukaryota, Metazoa, Arthropoda, Insecta, Hymenoptera, Formicidae. The record is from RefSeq and is a predicted model, not a curated record. Gene Ontology annotation, molecular function: tRNA binding; O-phosphoseryl-tRNA(Sec) selenium transferase activity. The transcript is spliced from 8 exons. Bases 468 to 2147 code for a protein of 559 amino acids.